This is a messenger RNA of Penicillium samsonianum, 1077 nucleotides long. RefSeq names its product NAD(P)-dependent alcohol dehydrogenase. Bases 1 to 1077 code for a protein of 358 amino acids. Gene Ontology annotation, molecular function: L-iditol 2-dehydrogenase (NAD+) activity; zinc ion binding. The record is from RefSeq and is a predicted model, not a curated record. Gene Ontology annotation, biological process: D-sorbitol catabolic process. The transcript is spliced from 3 exons. Lineage: Eukaryota; Fungi; Ascomycota; Eurotiomycetes; Eurotiales; Aspergillaceae.
AUGAACCCCACAAAACAAAAGACAGAGAACUUGUCCUUCGUUCUCGAAAGUGUUCAAAAUCUGAAAUUCGAGGACCGUCCAAUCCCCCAGCUGCAGGACCCUCACGAUGUGUUGGUAAGGGUGAAAUUCACCGGCAUAUGCGGUAGCGAUGUCCAUUAUUGGCAUUCCGGACAGAUCGGGCACUUCAAGGUCGAGCAACCCAUGGUGCUGGGUCACGAGUCCUCAGGAAUCGUCGAACAAGUGGGCAGCAAAGUCACGACACUGAAAGUUGGCGAUCGUGUCACCAUGGAGCCUGGUGAACCCUGCCGCCGAUGCGAUGCAUGCAAAGUCGGGGCAUACAAUCUCUGUCCGGCGAUGGCAUUCGCCGCUACCCCUCCCUACGAUGGCACCCUGGCCAAAUACUAUCGCCUCCCAGAGGAUUUUUGCUAUAGACUGCCGGACAGCAUUAGCCUGGAGCAGGGCGCACUCGUGGAGCCGCUCAGUGUCGCAGUGCAUCUUGUGCGACGGGCUGACGUAUCACCGGGCGCGUCAGUCGUUGUUUUCGGCGCUGGACCGGUUGGAUUGUUGUGUUGCGCUGUGGCCAAUGCAUUUGGUGCAGGUAAAUUGAUAGCUGUGGACAUUCAGUCUAACAGACUGGAAUUUGCCAGACAGCAUGGGGCUACGUCAACUUUCCUACCGGGCCCCGUCUCCGCUGUAGAAAAUGCUGCGCGUUUGGGUUUGGAAAACGGGCUAGGCAACGGGGCUGAUGUUGUUAUUGAUGCGUCUGGGGCGGAGGCCUCGAUCAAUACUGGAGUUCACGUUCUUCGGGCUGGUGGCACAUACGUUCAAGGAGGUAUGGGACGUGAUGUGGUUAACUUCCCAAUUACUGCUGCUUGCACGAAAGAAUUGAACUUCAAGGGAAGCUUCAGAUAUUCCAGUGGUGAUUACAAGCUUGCGAUUGAGCUCCUUGCCGCAAAGAAGGUUAACGUUCAGGAUUUGAUUACGGAUAUUGUUAAGUUUGAGGACGCUGAACGGGCUUUCCAGCAAGUGAAGGCAGGGUCCGGCAUCAAGACCCUGAUUGCGGGGGUGGAAGAAUAA